Drosophila grimshawi is the source of this 2417-nucleotide messenger RNA. It is a transcript of the gene Arp8, whose product is annotated as actin-related protein 8. The transcript is spliced from 2 exons. The record is from RefSeq and is a predicted model, not a curated record. Gene Ontology annotation, biological process: regulation of DNA-templated transcription; double-strand break repair. Lineage: Eukaryota; Metazoa; Arthropoda; Insecta; Diptera; Drosophilidae. Gene Ontology annotation, cellular component: Ino80 complex. The coding region runs from base 54 to 1874 and encodes 606 amino acids.
CAAGCCGACAAAAAACAUUUGCAGCGAUUGUCGCCGUACAUUCCCAUUAAAUAAUGCAGCGAUCGCGGGCGAGCAGCACGAGCAGCGGCCGAGCGCCGCUUACCGCUCAACCGCUUGGCCAGCCACUGGAGGUGCCCAAGAUUAUCAUAAUACAUCCGGGUUCGCAGCAUUUGCGCAUUGGCCGCGCUGCCGACCUCAACCCGCUGACAAUGCUGCAUGCGGUCGCCUAUAGGCGACGUCAAACGCUCGACGCACCACAUCAUGAUCCACUGCUGCCGCCGCUGGACAACGUCCAUGCCGAUCGUCUGCAGCUAGAGUUCGAGGAGCAGCGUUUGGCCGUCUCGCGCAUUCUUCAGCACUGCAUUGUCGACGAACAGAAUCGGUUGCGUGUUGCAACUCCUCCACAGCAAUUAGCACAUUUCAAUCGCAGCAGCGCCGCCGAAAAAAUUCCAUCACCGAUGCCAAGCGAAGAGAUGCAGAGCGAUGCCGUGGAUGUGCUCUACGACGAGCAAAUACUCCGUCUCAAUGCCAGCGAUGCCCUCAACUAUGACAUACACUUUCCCAUACGACGAGGCGAGUUGAAUGUGCACGGCCAGCAGGGUGGAUCACUGCAGGCGACGCUGUCGCAUCUGGAGCGCAUUUGGUGCCACGCGCUUGAGCAGCGUCUGGGCAUACCACGACGGGAGUUGAGCACCCACAGCGCUGUCCUUGUUGUCAACGAUGUCUAUGUGCGGCGGCAUCUGCGCGAGGCAAUGACACUGCUGCUGCAGCGCAUGGGAUUCCAGCGCUGCUUUCUCGUUCAGGACAGCGUGGCGGCCACGUAUGGUGCCGGCGUUGGCUACGGCUGCGUCGUAGACAUUGGUGCCCAGAAGACAUCGAUUGCCUGCAUUGAGGAUGGCAUCUCGCAGCUGGAUGCACGCGUCCGACUUGAUUAUGGAGGCGGCGACAUUGAUCAGGUGCUGCUCAUGCUGCUGCGCAAAUGUGGGUUUCCCUAUCGCGAGUGCAGCGUCCACAAGAGCUAUGUGGACGCCCAGCUGCUGGAUGACCUCAAGGAGCGCUUUUGCCACCUAAAUGCCAGCGUAUGCGGUGCCCAGGAGAAGCAUUUCACAUUGCGCCAGGCGAGCGGGCAAUGGGUGCGCUACACGCUGCAGGUGGGUGAUGAGGUGAUCAUGGCACCACUGGCACUCUUCCACACCGAGCUGCUCAACAUUACGGGCAAAUCGCGUGCGGUGCACACCCAGCAAUCGGUGCAGGAGCAAUAUGAUUGCGAGGAUUGCUUUGAUGCGGAAUAUUUGCGGGAGACUGGUCGCCGGAAUGGAGUGCGAGCUGUUGACUUACCCAUGCCGAAUAGCAACAUGCUGAAGCAUGCCCAGGUGCCCAUCACAGCCGACGAUGAGGAGCUGCUCAUUGUGGUCGAUCAGGAGGAGAUGCCACCCAACAGCAACAGUAACAGCAACUCCCAGCAGCAGCAGCAAAAUCAACAGCAGCAGCAGGCUUCGUCCAAGUCCAACAACUCGUGGUAUUAUAAUGCUGGGGGGCAGGUGGUGCCUCUAGAUCAGGCCAUUAUCCGUGCAAUUGGACGCUGUGGCAGCUACGAGACGCGCCGCAAAAUGUUUGGCGCCAUUCUGCUGGUGGGCAGCAGUGCCAAGAUGCGUGGCCUCGCCGCCUGGCUGGAGCAGCGCAUUUGCCAGCAGAUGCCGCCCGGCCACGAGGUGAAUGUGUUCCUCAAAGGCAUGGAUGUGGGCAUGGUAGCGUGGAAAGGCGCCGCCAUCAUGUCCGUGCUUGAGAGUGCCCGCGAGCUGUGGAUCUCGCAGCGCGAGUGGCAGCGCUAUGGAUUACGCAUCCUGCGCGAACGUUCCCCCUUCCUCUGGUAGCAUCCAACUCUCCAAUAAAUAAUUAUAAAUCUAACUAUAAAUAAAUCAUUUUACAAGUUUAUAUGAAAAAUGGGAAUUGGGAAAGAAGAGGAUAAACUUGAGACGUGUUCAAUAAAGGGAGAAGGAAGCAUCUCCAAUCCCAUAAGGUUUAUAUAUUCAUGAUCAACAGCAAUAACCGAACCGAACUACCCAUGUCUGUCUAUAUGAUAAAGCGUAUAUCAGAGACUAUUAAGAACUCAGAGUAUUCCAGUGUGGAAUCUAAGAUAUCGCUUAUCAGAGGCAUAUCAAGUUCACUUUAUUCUGCCACCGUUUCUCAAACACACAAAGAUACAAUUAUAAACAAAUAGCUUUCCAAUUCCCUACAAUAUCAUUGAUAAGCUGUACAAAUUUCAUCAAGUUCGUAUAAGAAACACAUUGAGCAAACUAAUAUCGACAAGCCUAUUUGUUCAUUUAAAAUCCCGAAGCUUUAAAUCGAAUAUGAAUUUUAUAAUUGAAUUGCAUGUUUGUUCCAAUGUUUCCAAAUAAAUUGAUCCGACUUUCGAA